Molecule: messenger RNA, 1049 nt
Organism: Limulus polyphemus (Atlantic horseshoe crab)
Lineage: Eukaryota; Metazoa; Arthropoda; Merostomata; Xiphosura; Limulidae
Product: glutathione S-transferase-like
Exons: 2
Biological process (GO): glutathione metabolic process
Molecular function (GO): glutathione transferase activity
Source: RefSeq, a predicted model, not a curated record
AUUGUGAUUUGGAAGAAACUAUUAGAGGAAGACAUCCCUCCUUACUUGGACCAUUUUGAAAAACUCCUCAAGAAGAAUGAAGCAAACGGUGUAUUUGUCGGUGAUCAGGUAACAUACUGCGACUUUGGAAUAGCUAUUACCUUCCACGCCAUCUCUCAUCGUAUGCCAGCACUACUUGAUAACCACCCUCUGCUGAAGGCUCACAUGGAGAAAAUCAUGGCUAUCCCAACUGUCAGCGAGUAUGCAGAAAAACGUGCACAAAAUAAGUGAUCACACUCUUAAACUUAUGUAACUGCACAGUGAAUGAUAAAUACUUGCUGAAAAGAACACAUGAAUGUUUUGAAACUAAUUUAUCCAAUAUCAAGAAUUCUAAUGGUUUGUUCCAUUUACUGUGGUUUUCACUAACUGCUACACACAAUACUGUAUUCUCACAUUACUAAAAUAUUUUUGAAUCUAUAAGUUCCAUCAUAAGUGCUCAAUGUUUAUGUUACAAACCACUGAUGUUGGAAUUUCUAGAUUCCAAAACAAAUGUUCAGAAAAAACCUGUUUAAAAUAGUUAAUAUGGUGCUACCAUUUCUAAUUAGGCUCUGGUUUACAUCUAAUGAACAACAUCCUUUUGGAAAAUGUUGUUACAGUGAAACAAUGUGCAAGGAAAACAAUCCAUGCAUUAACCAUUCCAGUUCUGUAAAAAAUAAAAAUGAAGAUAUUUACAUUUACUUCUAAACUCCUGAAUCCAUCUUAAGCCUUCAUAAAACCCCAAAAAAAGUUCUAAUUCAAAAUUAAAUUUUUCUAUGAAUAUGAAGUAACAUAUUAACAGAAACAACAGACCAAAAACGUGCUUAUAAUAGAUAUCUUUAUUUGAACUCAUAUCACAAAAUUAUACUUUCAAACUGGGCAUUAAGAUUCAUAAUAUUUCACCUGAAACAACAAAACAAGUUAUUGUAAUUAACAGGGUUGAAGUUAAUGAACCCUGUGAUUAUGUUAUAAUUAUGGUACCAGUAAUUUCAAACUUGAAUAUUGUACAAAACAUAUCUGACUGGUUAAUAAAA